Trichobilharzia regenti is the source of this 210-nucleotide messenger RNA. The record is from the annotation of a GenBank genome assembly. NCBI's taxonomy places the organism in Eukaryota, Metazoa, Platyhelminthes, Trematoda, Strigeidida, Schistosomatidae.
AUGCGACACAGACUUCCCAGUAUUCUUAUACAUCAUAAACUUUAUUUCAGAUAUCAUACAUACUUCGAAAUGCAAAUCAACCUCAAUGAAAUUCGAAUUAUUAUCGAGGGCUCAGAAUAUGAUAACGUUACAGUGAAACCAUUAUUAAUCACCGCAUAUAAAAUAUUAACUUUUCAAAAACUGUUAACUGUUUCAUCACAAAUACAAUAA